Molecule: messenger RNA, 4317 nt
Organism: Lipotes vexillifer (Yangtze River dolphin)
Lineage: Eukaryota; Metazoa; Chordata; Mammalia; Artiodactyla; Lipotidae
Gene: CASKIN1
Product: CASK interacting protein 1
Exons: 20
Coding region: 1-4317 (1438 amino acids)
Cellular component (GO): cytoplasm
Molecular function (GO): protein binding
Source: RefSeq, a predicted model, not a curated record
AUGGGGAAGGAGCAGGAACUGGUGCAGGCGGUGAAGGCGGAGGACGUGGGGACCGCGCAGAGGCUGCUGCAGAGGCCGCGGCCCGGAAAGGCCAAGCUCCUGGGCUCCACCAAGAAGAUCAAUGUCAAUUUCCAAGACCCAGAUGGCUUUUCUGCCCUGCACCACGCAGCCCUGAAUGGCAACACGGAAUUGAUCACCCUGCUGCUGGAGGCCCAGGCUGCUGUGGACAUCAAGGACAACAAAGGCAUGCGGCCGCUACACUAUGCGGCCUGGCAGGGCCGGAAGGAGCCCAUGAAGCUGGUGCUGAAGGCGGGCUCAGCGGUGAAUGUCCCGUCUGAUGAGGGCCACAUCCCCCUGCACUUGGCGGCCCAGCAUGGUCACUACGAUGUGUCUGAGAUGCUGCUCCAGCACCAGUCCAACCCGUGCAUGGUGGACAACUCGGGGAAGACGCCCCUGGACCUUGCCUGUGAGUUCGGCCGUGUUGGGGUGGUCCAGCUGCUCCUGAGCAGCAACAUGUGUGCGGCCUUGCUAGAGCCCCGGCCAGGGGACACCACCAACCCCAAUGGCACCAGCCCCCUGCACCUGGCAGCCAAGAACGGCCACAUCGACAUCAUCAGACUCCUCCUCCAAGCUGGCAUUGACAUUAACCGCCAGACCAAGUCCGGCACGGCCCUGCAUGAGGCCGCACUCUGUGGGAAGACGGAAGUGGUUCGGCUGCUGCUCGAUAACGGGAUCAAUGCCCACGUGAGGAACACCUACAGCCAGACGGCCCUGGACAUCGUGCACCAAUUCACCACCUCCCAGGCCAGCAAGGAGAUCAAGCAGCUGCUACGAGAGGCAUCGGCAGCCCUGCAGGUCCGGGCAACCAAGGAUUAUUGCAACAAUUACGACCUGACCAGCCUCAACGUGAAAGCUGGGGACAUUAUCACAGUCCUCGAGCAGCAUCCAGACGGCCGGUGGAAGGGCUGUAUCCAUGACAACAGGACAGGCAAUGACCGUGUGGGCUACUUCCCGUCCUCCCUGGGCGAGGCCAUCGUCAAGCGAGCAGGUUCCCGAGCAGGUGCCGAACCAAGCCCACCCCAGGGAUGCAGCUCAGCAGGACCCUCUGCACCCCCUGAGGAGAUCUGGGUGCUGAGGAAGCCAUUUGCAGGUGGGGACCGCAGUGGCAGCUUGAGCAGUGUGGCCAGUGGCCGGAGCAGCGGGGGCCACACCCUGCACGCGGGCUCUGAAGGGGUCAAGCUCCUGGCCACGGUGCUCUCCCAGAAGUCUGUCUCCGACUCCAGCCCCGGGGACAGCCCUGUCAAGCCUCCGGAGGGCUCUUCAGGUGCCACCCGGUCCCAGACUCCAGUGACCCAUGCUGGGCAGGUCUAUGGGGAGCAGCCAUCCAAAAAGCUGGAGACAGCAUCGGAGGGCAAGGGCGCCGAGGCUGUCAGACAGUGGCUUGCCACGUUCCAGCUGCAGCUCUACGCCCCCAACUUCAUCAGCGCCGGCUAUGACCUGCCCACUAUCAGCCGCAUGACCCCUGAGGACCUCACGGCCAUCGGGGUCACCAAGCCAGGCCACCGGAAGAAGAUCACUGCAGAGAUCAGCGGCCUGAGCAUCCCCGACUGGCUGCCUGAGCACAAACCCGCUAACCUGGCCAUGUGGCUGUCCAUGAUUGGCCUGGCACAGUACUACAAGGUGCUGGUGGACAAUGGCUACGAGAACAUCGACUUCAUCACCGACAUCACCUGGGAAGACCUGCAGGAGAUCGGCAUCACCAAGCUGGGACACCAGAAGAAGUUGAUGCUGGCAGUGAGGAAACUGGCAGAGCUGCAGAAGGCAGAGUACGCCAAGUAUGAGGGGGGACCCCUGCGCCGGAAGGUACCACAGUCACUUGAAGUGAUGGCCAUCGAGUCGCCACCCCCACCCGAGCCUGCCCCGGCUGACUGCCAGUCUCCUAAGAUGACCACCUUCCAGGACAGUGAGCUCAGCGGUGAGCUGCAGGCUGCCCUAAUGGGCCCGGCUGAAGGGGCUGCCACUGCCGCUGCCCCUACUGAGAAGCCCUCCAACCACCUGCCGCCCACCCCAAGGGCCUCCAUGCGGCAGGAGCCCAGCCUGGGUGGGCGGGCACGGCACAUGAGCAGUUCUCAGGAGCUGCUAGGCAACGGGCCCCCAGGGCCUGGAAGCCCCAUGUCACGAAGCCAGGAGUACCUGCUGGAGGAGGGGCCGGCCCCGGGUACCCCGCACAAGGAGGCCCGGCCCAGCCGCCACAGCCACAGCGUCAAGCGGGCCAGUGUGCCCCCAGUGCCUGGCAAGCUGCGGCAGGUCCUUCCACCAGGUACCAGCCACUUCACGCCCCCCCAGACUCCCACAAAAGCCCGGCCAGGCUCCCCACAAGCCCUGGGGGGGCCUCAUGGCCCAGCCCCAGCCACAGCCAAGGUGAAGCCCACCCCACAGCUGCUGCCACCAAUGGAGCGACCCAUGUCACCUCGCUCGCUGCCUCAAUCACCCACACACCGUGGCUUUGCCUACGUGCUGCCCCAACCCGUGGAGAGUGAGGCAGGGCCGGCUGCUCCGGGGCCUGCGCCUGCGGCCGUGCCCACGCCUGUGCCCACGCUGUGCCUGCCCCCUGAGGCCGACAUGGAGUCAGGGCGGCCCAAGAAGCGCGCCCACAGCCUGAAUCGCUAUGCGGCGUCUGACAGCGAGCCAGAGCGGGACGAGCUGCUGGUGCCGGCCACAGUGGGGCCCUACGCCACAGUCCAGCGGCGCGUGGGCCGCAGCCACUCGGUGCGGGCACCUGCUGGCGCUGACAAGAACGUCAACCGCAGCCAGUCGUUCGCUGUGCGGCCGCGAAAGAAGGGGCCCCCCCCACCCCCGCCCAAGCGCUCCAGCUCAUCCAUGGCCAGUGCCAACCUGGCUGAUGAGUCAGUGCCAGAUGCGGAGACCGAGGUGUCUGGGACUGAGGACGGCCGGCUGGGGGUCCGGGCACAGCGCCGGCGGGCUAGUGACCUGGCUGGCAGUGUGGACACAGGAAGCGCUGGCAGCGUGAAGAGCAUUGCAGCCAUGCUCGAGCUGUCAUCCAUUGGGGGUGGGGGCCGGGCAGCCCGCAGGCCCCCUGAGGGCCACCCCAUGCUUCGCCCCGCCAGCCCAGAGCCAGGCCGGGUGGCCACGGUGUUGGCCUCAGUGAAGCACAAGGAGGCCAUUGGGCCUGACGGCGAGGUGGUGAACCGGCGCCGCACACUGAGUGGGCCUGUCACAGGACUUCUGGCCACUGCUCGCCGGGGUCCGGGAGAGCCAGGGGGGCCUGCAGAUCACGGCCACUUUGUGGAAGAUGGCGCUACCCGGCAGCGGCCUCGAGGUCCAGCCAAGGGUGAGGCGGGUGUGGAGGGCCCACCACUGGCCAGGGUGGAGGCCAGCGCCACGCUCAAGAGGCGCAUCCGAGCCAAGCAGAGCCAGCAGGAGAAUGUCAAGUUCAUCCUCACGGAGUCCGACACGGUCAAGCGCCGGCCCAAGGCCAAGGAGAGGGAGGCAGGUCCCGAGCCUCCCCUACCACCGCUGUCCGUGUACCAGAAUGGAACAGGCACUGUGCGCCGCCGUCCGGCCUCUGAGCAGGCUGGGCCCCCAGAGCUGCCCCCGCCCCCGCCACCCGCUGAGCCCCCGCCCUCUGACCUGUUGCACCUGCCCCCGCUGCCCCCGCCAGACAGUGAUGCCCGGAAGCCGGCCAAGCCACCUGUCUCUCCCAAGCCCAUUCUGGCUCAGCCCGUGCCCAAGAUCCAGGGCUCACCCACACCUGCCUCCAAGAAGGUGCCACUGCCAGGUCCUGGCAGCCCAGAGGUGAAGCGUGCCCACGGCACGCCGCCGCCCGUGUCUCCCAAGCCGCCGCCACCGCCCACGGCGCCCAAGCCGGCCAAGGCAGCGGCGGGGCUGCAGUCGGGCAGCGCCAGCCCGUCGCCCUCGCCGGCACGCCAGCCGCCUGCUGCCCUCACCAAGCCCGCCAGCACGCCACCCUCACUGAGUGCCAGCCCGGCCAGGCCCCCGUCCCCCGGUGUGCCCGCGCUGCACGUGCCCGCCAAGCCGCCGCGCGCUGCUGCAGCGGCAGCCGGGCCCCCCGCCGCGCCCGACGGCGCCUCGCCGGGGGACAGCGCCAGGCAGAAGCUUGAGGAGACAAGCGCGUGCCUGGCGGCGGCGCUGCAAGCCGUAGAAGAGAAGAUCCGGCAGGAGGACACGCAAGGCUCACGCCCCUCGGUCGCCGAGAAGAGCACCGGCAGCAUCCUGGACGACAUUGGCAGCAUGUUUGACGACCUGGCCGACCAGCUGGACGCCAUGCUGGAGUGA